AUGCGAUUCAGUAAAAUGCAUCCCAGUGAAAUUCCUAAAAAAGUAUUUACACGUGAUACGAAACCUAGCGCCAAGGAAAGGCGGGUCUUAGCGAAGCCACCACACAUUUUGAAAUCAUUCACGACAAUUGCGACAACGACAAGUAUUUCCCAUCACGACGUUGAGGAUUCCUCCGAUCUGCUACCCAAGACAAACGUCUCGAUAAAUACCGCAAUCAUGUCUUCGGGAGUUCCUGGAGCUGCUAUCAGCAAGCGCCGCAAGUUCGUUGCUGAUGGUGUUUUCUUCGCGGAGUUAAAUGAGUUCUUCCAACGUGAGCUGGCGGAGGAGGGAUAUUUCAUCAUCCGCGCAACCCACACACAAGAAGUCCUUGGAGAGCAAGGUAGACGAAUCCGCGAGCUCACCUCCCUCAUCCAAAAGCGCUUCAAGUUUCCCGAGAACUCCGUCUCCCUCUACGCGGCCAAGGUCCAAAACCGUGGUCUCUCCGCCGUCGCCCAAUGCGAGUCCCUUCGCUACAAGCUCCUGAACGGUUUGGCAGUUCGCAGAGCCUGCUAUGGAGUUCUCCGCUUCAUCAUGGAGUCCGGUGCUAAGGGUUGCGAGGUCGUUGUCUCUGGAAAGCUGCGCGCCGCGCGGGCCAAGUCCAUGAAGUUCACUGACGGCUUCAUGAUCCACUCUGGUCAGCCAGCCAAGGACUUCAUCGAUCAUGCCACCCGCCACGUCCUCCUCAGACAAGGUGUCCUCGGUAUUAAGGUAAAGAUUAUGCGCGGCUCCGACCCUGAAGGAAAGUCUGGUCCCCAGAAGACGCUGCCAGAUUCCGUCACAGUCAUCGAGCCAAAGGAGGAGCAGAGCGUGGUUCAACCUAUGAGUCAGGACUACGGUGCGAAGGCUGCUGCAGCCCAGGCUGCUGCUGAGGCCGCGCGUGCGUCCGAGCAGGGUGAGGAGAUUGAGCCAGCAGAUGAAUAG
This is a messenger RNA of Drepanopeziza brunnea f. sp. 'multigermtubi' MB_m1, 960 nucleotides long. The record is from RefSeq and is a predicted model, not a curated record. Lineage: Eukaryota; Fungi; Ascomycota; Leotiomycetes; Helotiales; Drepanopezizaceae.